AUGGGUCUGGAAAACACCGAAGCUGCGCUGGCCGAGGCCUCGGGCGCCGAGCCUUUGUCUGUGGAUAAUCUUAACAGAAAGAACGAAUUGGAAAAUGGCACUUCGGCCAUUGACGAGGACGAAGAGGAGGACGAGUACUAUGAUGAUCGCAGCAGCACUUACUCUUCAGGGAAGCUUGCCAGGUCCGACUCGUCGCUGUCUGUGUCGUUUAUUGAUCUUUCGAAGCUCUUGGUGAUGCCAGACUUUGAUUUUGGGAACGGGUUUGACCAGGUCAGUGGAUCUACCAAGAAGAAGUUUAAGGAUAUGAAGGAUAAGACAAGACAGACGUUUAAGAAGUUUACGCCUGACGGGAAGGGCGUGGGCGGCAGAAAGUUCACGUCCCAGGAAUUGGCAAAGUAUCAGGAAUCGCUACAUGCUCGGUUGACCAAGUUCGACAGGAGAGUUCAUGAUAGCUUGCAGAGCUCUUCUACAGAGAAGUUGUUCUAUGCUGCAGCGGUGGCUCUUGUAGCAGCUGCUGGGUUUAUCAUUGGAAAGUACCCAAAAUACUUCCCCGUGUUUCAUACUGUUCUUUUCUGCUCCCUUAUGCCGAUCAGGUUUUAUACGUACUUCAAGUUGUCGUUCCAGUACUACUUGGCUGACUUGUGCUACUACGUGAACCUUUUGGUUGUUUUAUUUAUUUGGGUUUUCCCUCAAUCCGAGUCGCUUUUCAUUUCGUGCUUCUCGUUGACUUUGGGUACGCUUUGCUUUGCUGUGAUCACCUGGCGUAACUCUCUUGUUUUGCACUCGAUUGAGAAAACCACAAGUUCAUUUAUUCAUAUCAUGCCGCCAAUUACAAUGUUCGUGUUGGUCCACGAGCUCCCAGAGAGCUAUAUUGCUGAAAGGUACCCUGGAAUUGCCAAUAUUGAAAAAUGGGAUUUCGUCAAUGGUCUCGUUUGGACCUCCAUCUACUAUACCAUCUGGCAAGUGUGCUACCACUACUUCAUUACCGUGCGUAAGAGAUCCCAGAUCGCCAAGGGUAAGGUCACAUCGUUCACAUACCUCAAGCACAAGAACAGUGAUAGCGUGUUGGGCAGAUUUGUCAAUUCUCUUCCAUACACUUGGAUGCAGAUUGCUGCUUUCACGUUGAUCCAGUUUGGCUACCAGAUGUUAUCCAUGCUUCCGUGCCCCAUCUGGUUCAGAUAUAAGCAUGCCUGCGGAGCAUUUGUUGCAUUUAUUUUUGUCUGGUCCGCUUACAAUGGUGCCACAUACUAUAUUGAAGUGUUUGGCAAGAGAUUUGAAAAAGAAGUGAACCGUCUCAAGACCGAAAUCAACGAUUUGCAGCAAAGAGUCGAGCGUCAAGAACUGCUCCGACUGACGCCACAAUUUCUGCCCGUGAACGCCAGCUCACUUUCAAGCACUGAAAACAUUGCCGAGUUCAGUCUCCUGGAUAAGCCAAAGGACAAAUAA
This is a messenger RNA of Candidozyma haemuli, 1446 nucleotides long. RefSeq names its product glycerophosphocholine acyltransferase. Gene Ontology annotation, biological process: phosphatidylcholine biosynthetic process. The record is from RefSeq and is a predicted model, not a curated record. The transcript has a single exon. The coding region runs from base 1 to 1446 and encodes 481 amino acids. Lineage: Eukaryota; Fungi; Ascomycota; Pichiomycetes; Serinales; Metschnikowiaceae.